Molecule: messenger RNA, 1695 nt
Organism: Culex pipiens pallens (northern house mosquito)
Lineage: Eukaryota; Metazoa; Arthropoda; Insecta; Diptera; Culicidae
Exons: 2
Coding region: 198-1232 (344 amino acids)
Molecular function (GO): protein binding
Source: RefSeq, a predicted model, not a curated record
CAUCCGGGGGUCAUUUGAAGGAUAAAAGCAUUUUUCAACUGAAAAACAGGGCGCCGAAAGAACCAAAUUUCAAUUUCGGCGAAUCUAGUAAGAGCAAGCCGAUAGCCUUUAACAGUGAACCACUUUCCAAAGCGUUGUCGAAAAAGGUCGAUGAGCUGGGAGCGAAAAUCGAUGCCAUCGAUGAAAGAUUGAAUAACAUGAGUAGUCUGCUGUCAUCGAUAUUGAAGGUUGUUACAAGUUUCGAAAAGAAAGAUCUGGAUACUUCCGGUUGCAAAUCUGCUGGCGAUUGUCCGACUCUUCCGCCAAAGCUCUGGACGCGGAUAUUCCUCCAACUGGAAAGGUACGAGCUACUUCAGGUGCGGAUGACCUGCCGAAGCUGGAAACAACUAGUCGAUAGCAAUUCUGGCUUGCGGGAAGGCUUCGCCAUCAGCUUUCCCGAGGGCAGCAUCAUGGAUCGAGAGUACCUUCCGGCCGACCUACCUCCGGCAUCCAAAGUGACCUUGCGGAAGGUUCGAAUAAUCGAGGUGGGCGGAUGGUUGCCCUCGCUGGGCAACACGCUAGUUCAUCUCUGCUUGAGUCAAUGUAGAGUGGGGCUUUCAACGUUGGAGGACAAGCUGCGACAGACACCGAAGCUGAAGAUUCUUGAACUUGAGAACAUUGCAACGCACAUUUAUCGGUAUGAGACUAUAACUAAACCCAAGUUAGAGUUGAAUGAAUUGGAGUGUCUCGUACUAGAUCAAAUCGAACUGGUGAAUUUUUUAAGUUGUCCUCGGCUGAAAGUUGUCAAAUGUACCUCCAUUUGGUUGAACAAGUUGGCUGCUUUCAUAUCUUCUUACCAGAGAACGCUGCAGAAUGUCGAGGUGUACUAUGAAAGUGAGGUUAUUCAAUCUCUUACAAAAUUGGAACACCUCAAGUUAAAACGGUUAGAGUUCAACAAAUAUCCAGUAUUCACAACAAGUGGCGUUAUAACCAAACUAAUAGAGUUAUGUCGCGUACAACCCACUAUAGAAGAGCUGUUGCUACCAAAAGAAGCAAAUGGCAUAACUUGCGAUCAUCUAAAACAAAUUGGUAGUUAUCUUCCUCGAUUGAAAUUUCUUCGAGCAGCCACAGUUCAAGAAAAAUAUAACACCAAAUUCUUGACAGUCCUUCCUUGUUUGAAGGUUUUAGAUUGGAAUACCUCAACAAAAGUGGACUAUUCGGGCUGUUCUAGUCCAAAUCUGCUCGAAAUAUAGUUGCGAAACCAGAAGAUAUUAAGCCUACGUCACUACCUGAAACAUUCGCCAAACAUUUCCACAUUAUUUAUCAAGAAAUGUCACUUUAGAGACUGGACGGCCGUCUUCGAUUCAAUAAAUCAUUGCAAAAGAUUGCGCCAUUUAAAACUUAAAGAACUCCAAGUCUUUGGGAGCCAUGAGCCCUUGUUGGAGUACUUUGACGAACUGCGCUCUUUGAAGCUGUGCAGGCUUACCAUGCCCAAGGAGAUGCUGAAAAUAUUGUUCCGGUUGUGUCCCCAGCUGGAGGUGCUGGACCUGCAGGAGAUGGCGCACGUUGACAACGAGGUCGUCGAGUUGGCUUGUCAAAAGAUGCGAAAGCUGAAACGGUUAACUCUGGACGGGUGUCCGCUGACGGACGUUCCGGCGAUCGAGCAGUAUCGAAGCCAGCUGGAGUAUUUGCGUGUUGAAAAUUGCGGCGAACAUG